AUGUGGGUGCUCUUGGUGCUCUCGCUGCUCACCCUUGCCUAUUUAUUUUGGCACAAGACCAAGGGCUCUGGUGCCAAGCACCCCAAGAGCCUCCCAUGCCUGCCCCUGGUGGGCAGCCUGCCGUUCCUCCCCAGACAUGGCCACCAGCACGUGAACUUCUUCAAGCUGCAGGAAAAGUACGGCCCCAUCUAUUCCUUUCGUCUGGGUUCCAAGACUACUGUGAUCAUUGGCAACCACCAGCUGGCCAGGGAGGUGCUUCUCAAGAAGGGCAAGGAAUUCUCCGGACGAUCCAAAGUGGUGACUCUAGACAUCCUGUCAGACAACCAAAAGGGCAUCGCCUUCGCCGACCAUGGUGCCCUCUGGCAGCUGCAUCGGAAGUUGGCACUGAACACCUUUGCCCUGUUCAAGGACGGCAACCUGAAGCUAGAGAAGAUCAUUAACAAGGAAGCUGCUGUACUGUGUGAUUACCUGGCCACCCGGCACGGAGAGUCCAUAGAUUUGGCGGAGCACCUCUCUCUGGCGGUGACCAACAUAAUCUGCUUUAUCUGCUUCAACUUCUCCUUUAAGAAUGACGAUCCUGCCCUGAAGGCGCUACACAAUCUCAAUUUUGGCAUUCUGGAGGCUCUGAGCCAGGAAAUUUGGUCAGACAGAUUCCCCGGGAUGAAGAUUUUCCCCAGCAAAGCCGUGGAAAAGAUAAAGAGCUGUGUUCGAAUGAGAAACGAAUUGCUGCGUGAAAUCCUUGAAAAAAGAAAGGAGAGCUUCACCAGCGACUCCAUCACCAACAUGCUGGACGUACUGAUCCAAGCCAAGAUGAACGCAGACAACAACAAUGCUGGCCUAGACCAGGAUUCAAAGCUGCUUUCAGAUAGGCACAUGCUUGCCACCAUAGUGGACAUCUUCGGGGCCGGCGUGGAGACCACCGCUUCUGUGAUAAAGUGGAUUGUGGCAUUCCUGCUACACCAUCCUCUGUUGAAGAAGAGGAUCCAGGAUGAUAUCGACCAGAAUAUAGGUUUCAAUCGUGAACCAGCUCUCAGCGACCGGAACUGCCUUGUCCUGCUAGAGGCCACCAUCCGAGAGGUGCUUCGGAUCCGGCCUGUGUCCCCUAUGCUCAUCCCCCAUAAGACUGUCGUUGACUCCAGCAUUGGCAACCUUAUCAUUGACAAGGACACAGAUGUUGUGGUCAAUUUGUGGGCACUACAUCACAGUGAGGAGGAGUGGCACCGGCCUGACCUGUUCAUGCCUGAGCGCUUCUUGGACCCCACGGGGACCCAGCUCAUCUCGCCAUCGUUAAGCUACUUGCCCUUUGGAGCUGGACCCCGCUCCUGCGUAGGUGAGAUGCUAGCCCGCCAGGAGCUCUUCCUCUUCACGGCCCUGCUGCUGCAGAGGUUCGACCUGGAGAUCCCGGAUGAUGGGAAGCUGCCCUCUCUGGAGGGUAACCCCAGUUUAGUCUUGCAGAUUGAUCCUUUCAAAGUGAAGAUCAAGGUGCGCCAGGCCUGGAAGGAAGCCCAGGCUGAGGAAAGCACCUCGUGA
Molecule: messenger RNA, 1530 nt
Organism: Hippopotamus amphibius kiboko
Lineage: Eukaryota; Metazoa; Chordata; Mammalia; Artiodactyla; Hippopotamidae
Product: steroid 17-alpha-hydroxylase/17,20 lyase
Exons: 8
Coding region: 1-1530 (509 amino acids)
Biological process (GO): progesterone metabolic process; hormone biosynthetic process
Molecular function (GO): steroid 17-alpha-monooxygenase activity; iron ion binding; heme binding
Source: RefSeq, a predicted model, not a curated record